Messenger RNA from Quercus robur (English oak), 2733 nucleotides. Its product is annotated as probable LRR receptor-like serine/threonine-protein kinase At1g63430. The transcript has 13 exons. Lineage: Eukaryota; Viridiplantae; Streptophyta; Magnoliopsida; Fagales; Fagaceae. The record is from RefSeq and is a predicted model, not a curated record. Gene Ontology annotation, biological process: protein phosphorylation. Gene Ontology annotation, molecular function: protein kinase activity; protein binding; ATP binding. Bases 496 to 2478 code for a protein of 660 amino acids.
AACAUCUUCUCACUCACACACAGUCUCUCUAUCAAAAUCUGCUUUCUUUUUAAGCUCUAUCUUUUUCCUUAUUAUUUUUUGUUUUACAUAUUGCAAACCUCUCUUUGAAUCCAAGUUUCACCCACUUCUUGGUUCUUUCAAAUUCAAUUUUCCUACAAUUUGUUUCCCACUCACUCAGUGAUUCGCUUUCAUGGGUUGUUACCAAAUCUUGGAUUUAAAACUCCCUACUAUUGCUGCUUGAUUUUUGUCUCUGUCUCUCUCUUUUAGUAUAGCUUCUUCUUUUUUUUUUUUUUUUUUUUUUUAAAGUUCUCUAAACCUAAACACAUAAGUACAUUACAGUAUUAAAGACUUGAACUUUAUGUAAGUUCUAUUCUCUCAUAAAACCCCAGAUCUCCAACCAAGUGGGUUUUCUUUUUCCUCCUUGUUUCUUGUUUUAGUGUUGGUUUCAUGACUUUUUUUGGGUUCUUGGUUUUAUGAGGAAAACUAAGGACAAGAAUGAGAUCAUAUACUUCAAUUCUGCUUCUAUGUCUGAUAUCUGGGCUUCUUUUUGUGACCUGUGAUCCCUUUCCAUCAUAUGAAGUUGAGGCCCUCACAACCUUUAAGGAAGGUAUAUAUGAAGACCCACUGCUGGUUUUGUCCAACUGGAAUGCCCUAGAUCCAGAUCCUUGUGAAUGGUCUGGCAUUUCGUGUAAUGGUGCUCGAGACCAUGUUAUAAAGCUAAACAUUUCUGGGUCAUCCUUAAGGGGAUAUCUUGCACAAGAAUUGGGGCUACUUGCCUACUUGCAAGAAUUGAUAUUGCAUGGGAACAAUCUGAUUGGGAUAAUACCUAAAGAAAUUGGCAUGUUGACAUUCCUCAAGAUUUUGGAUUUGGGGAUGAAUCAACUUUCGGGUCCAAUUCCUCCAGAGAUUGGAAAUUUGACAAGUCUAGUGAAAAUAAAUCUUCAGUCAAAUGGAUUGACUGGUUUAAUACCUCCUGAGCUUAGCAAUUUGAAUCAUCUCCUAGAACUUCGGCUGGACAGGAAUAGGCUUCAAGGAAGUGUUCCUGCUGCUAGCAAUCCAGAUUUCUCAUCUGAUAUACGUAGAAAGUAUACCUCAAGUGCAAACGGAACUGGCUUCUGUCGCAGUUCUCAAUUACAAGUUGCAGAUUUCUCAUACAACUUCUUGGUUGGUAGCAUACCUAAGUGCUUGGAGCGUCUUCCAAGGUCAAGCUUUCAAGGGAACUGCCUCCAAAACAAAGAUCCCAAACAACGUUUAACCGGGCAAUGUGGUGGUGCUCCACCUUCCAAAAGCCAUCCAGGAGCCAACUCAAACCACCGGCCAACUGAUAAUAUACCCAAGCAUCAGGGGGCAUCAAAACCUACCUGGCUUUUGGCUCUGGAAAUAGCAACAGGAACCAUGGUUGGUUCUCUCUUUCUGGUUGGUAUUAUCACUGCUCUUCAGAAGUGCAAUGGCAAAUCUUCUAUCAUAAUGCCCUGGAAGAAAUCAGCAAGUGGAAAGGACCAUAUGACUGUAUACAUAGAUUCUGAAAUAUUGAAAGAUGUUGUAAGAUACAGCAGACAGGAUCUAGAAGUAGCCUGUGAAGACUUCAGCAACAUUAUUGGCUCCUCACCAGACAGUGUGGUCUAUAAAGGUACAAUGAAAAGUGGGCCUGAGAUAGCUGUGAUAUCCCUCUGCAUCAAAGAAGAGCAUUGGACAGGCUAUCUUGAGCUUUAUUUUCAGAGAGAGGUGGCAGAUUUGGCAAGACUAAAUCAUGAGAAUACAGGAAAAUUACUGGGAUAUUGUAAAGAGAGCACUCCCUUUACAAGGAUGCUUGUUUUUGAAUAUGCAUCAAAUGGAACACUGUAUGAGUACCUACAUUAUGGAGAAGGAUGCCAAUUUUCUUGGACUAGGCGUAUGAAAAUUAUUAUUGGCAUUGCACGUGGACUCAAGUAUCUUCACACACAACUUGAGCCACCAUUUACCAUAUCAGAGUUGAAUUCUAGUGCCAUUUAUCUUACAGAAGAUUUUUCCCCCAAGCUGGUUGAUUUUGAAAGUUGGAAGACAAUUCUUGCAAGGUCAGAAAAGAAUUCAGGUGCUAUCGGCAAUCAAGGUGCUAUCUGUGUUCUUCCAAAUUCUCUGGAGGCACGCCAUCUGGAUGUCCAAGGCAAUGUGUACGCUUUCGGUGUACUUAUGCUGGAAAUAAUCAGCGGAAGACCUCCAUAUUGUAGGGAGAAAGGGUGCUUGGUAGAUUGGGCUAAGGAAUAUCUUGACCUGCCAGAAGUUAUGUCAUAUGUGGUGGACCCAGAGUUGAAACAUUUCAGAUUUGAAGACCUCAAAGUUGUAUGUGAGGUAGUUAAUCAUUGCAUUAAUCCCGACUCCAGCAAGCAGUUGUCCAUGAAGGAACUGUGUACCAUGUUAGAGAGUGGAAUUGACACAUCAAUAUCGGUUGACUUUAAGUCAUCUUCUUUGGCAUGGGCUGAACUUGCUCUUUCUUCAUAAAUAAGUUGAAGCUAACACACUGUAAAGCAGGAGUAUACGGUAGUUCAUUUUUCUUUCUUUUUCUCCCACCUCAAUUUUAUCUGUUCCUUGUAAAUGCUUCCAUGCGAGAGGAAAAGUAAAGCUUCAGGCAUGACAAAGUCUCUUUGUAUACGAGUAGUUAACUAGUAAAGUUCUGAGAUUAAUUGAAUCACAAUCUUCUUAGAAAUUGUUCAUUGGGUGCAAAUCAGAAAUGAAUUUAUUUUACAUGAUGGAACA